Messenger RNA from Syngnathus acus (greater pipefish), 1530 nucleotides. RefSeq names its product putative E3 ubiquitin-protein ligase UBR7. The transcript is spliced from 11 exons. Bases 97 to 1269 code for a protein of 390 amino acids. Gene Ontology annotation, molecular function: zinc ion binding; ubiquitin protein ligase activity. The record is from RefSeq and is a predicted model, not a curated record. Gene Ontology annotation, cellular component: cytoplasm. NCBI's taxonomy places the organism in Eukaryota, Metazoa, Chordata, Actinopteri, Syngnathiformes, Syngnathidae.
UGGCUCCAAACUCCCGUCCGGAACGGCAACAUUGUUUUGCGCCAACUCCAGCUCCUUGACCGAAUACACUCAUUUUCAUCUCGGCAUUUUCAUAUCAUGGCAGCGACAAAGGCAGUGGACUCCCAACUUGACGAUUUCCUUGAAAACGGAGAGGAACUGGAGCAGAUUUUCUGCGUACUUGCGGGAAGUGACUCGGAAAACUGCUCUUACUCACGUGGCUAUGUGAAGAGGCAGGCUGUGUUUGCAUGCAACACUUGCACACCAGAUGCAUCGCAGCCUGCUGGCAUCUGCCUGGCCUGUGCCAACAAAUGCCACGAUGGACAUGACAUCUUUGAACUCUAUACCAAAAGAAACUUUCGCUGUGAUUGUGGAAACAGCAAGUUUGGAGAUUUCCAGUGUAAACUCACUCCGGCCAAAGAUGAGGAAAACUCCAAAAACCUUUACAAUCACAACUUCUCUGGACGCUACUGCUCUUGUGACCGGCCUUUUCCAGACAAAGAGGACAAGGUCAACGAUGAGAUGAUUCAGUGUGUCAUCUGCGAGGAUUGGUUUCAUACCAGGCAUUUGCGCUGCGAAGUGGAGGAGCUGGAUGAGAUGGUGUGCGAGGAUUGUAUGAACAAAGCUCCUUUCUUAUGGACGUAUGCUGCUCACCUUUCAGUUUCACCUGAGCAAAAGGAGCAUAAAGAUGAGCCCGUAGAGGAAGCAAAAAAGAAAGAGGACUUUUUGGAAUCGAGUGAAAUUAGCCAUGAAGAACCUUCCACCAGUCUUGAGCAGAAGGGAACGCCAACCAGGAGCUUUCCUCGCAAGCGGAGCCACGGGGACAUGACAGACUGUCCCGGGGAGACCAACGCGGUGGCUUGCAAGCUGAAGCAUUUCCAGUCCCUGCAUGUGUCACGGUGUCAACAGGGUGCGGUGUUCUGGCCAUCUUCGUGGCGCUCUUUGCUGUGCACCUGUACAAGCUGCAAGAGGGCUUACGUAGCCGCACAGGUCCACUUCCUCAUGGACCUGUCCGACUCACUUCUGGCCUACGAGAGAAGAGGCCUGGACAAGCCGUUUGGAAAGCAUCCGCUGAUGACACUGACGAGUUCAAUGGACAGAGUCCAGCAGCUUGAGUUCAUUUACGGUUGUAACGAGAUGGCUACUGCAGUAACUGCAUUAUUUCACAAAUGUGCAGGUGAAAAUAAGGAAGUCACUGCGGAAGCUGUAUAUGAGCUUUUCCAGGCGCUUCAGGCUAAAAAGCAGCGGAACGUCAACACGGGCUACCAGUGACUAAAGUGCUGCAGUCUUGUGGUGCUUCUCCCAUGAAAAGUUUCCCUUUGUUGAAGAAGAAGAAAAAGUGCAAUGUUGGAAGCACAUUUGUUUCUGUUCAAGAUGCCUCAAAUUUGAAGCUAGUUUUUAAUUAACACGUUUGUGAUCUGUUUUGUUUCUACACUGGAUACUUGGAAAAAGUCUGUUAAAGACAUGCUGCUGUUUAUUAGGAAAUUUGUUCUUUAGGCAAUUUAAUAAAGUUGAGUAAUUAUUUUCAAAUGA